This is a messenger RNA of Medioppia subpectinata, 639 nucleotides long. Lineage: Eukaryota; Metazoa; Arthropoda; Arachnida; Sarcoptiformes; Oppiidae. The record is from the annotation of a GenBank genome assembly.
AUUGGUGUGGACUUUAGCGAAGCCACGGGUGAACUCAAGUUCUUAAUAUUGGACCCGCACUACACCGGCGGCGAAGAUCUCAAUGUUAUUCAGAAGAAAAAAUUAAGAGUGUUUUGUGACAUCAACUCGUGUUUCGAUGCCAUGGAUAGCGAAUCUUAUCCACAAUCACUUCAAAACAUCUAUUCAACAGAUGAUGAGAGCGGAAGUAGUGAUGACUUGUGCUAUGAGGUCGGCGUAGACUACGAGAAGGAGCCGCCGGUAGAGCCGCAGGAAACGCCGCAAUCGCCGGUCUCUCCCAGAAUCGGACAACGGGUUCGACGCGAGCGGACCCUAUCGUUGUCCAAAUCGGCGAAAUUCAUUGGUGUGGACUUUAGCGAAGCCACGGGUGAACUCAAGUUCUUAAUAUUGGACCCGCACUACACCGGCGGCGAAGAUCUCAAUGUUAUUCAGAAGAAAGGCUGGUGUGGAUGGAAGGCCUCCACAUUCUGGGACAAGAAUGCAUUCUAUAAUCUAUGUCUUCCUCAAAGACCUGAUACUUAUUAAUCAAUGUUUUACUAAAUUUUAAUCAAUUUUUGUUAUAUUUUCCUUUACUGUUAAAACAUUUAUUUUUGCAAUAAAAUACACAUUUACUCUUCACUA